CCCGGUUUCGUAUAUAGGCUAUGCAAGUGUGAAAUACAGAGUAACUGCUAUCUUCUUCUUCGUGAAGCUUCUUAGUUCCCGCAGCCAACCUAAAUUCAGUUUUCUGGCGGAAAAACUUUGAUACAAUUAGCAAUUUUGCUUGGGAAACGUGAAUAUUAGACUGAAAUCUCGUUUCCUACAGUUUCCGGGAUGAUUUCAGUUUCAAAAACGUCUCUACUUUUCCGAAACGGUUUUGGGGCGUUCCGAAGCGCGUUUCACAGUUUCCCCGUUCCAGGAAGUGUCGGAAACGAUACUGCGAAGCAACUUACUGCGAAGGAACUGCAUGAUCAAAUUCUUAAAUCUGUAAAUGUCGAAAGAUCUGCACCGCGAAAUGCAUGGUUGUGGUCACUCACUGAGAAAUGUACAAGCCGGGAUGACAUUAAGCUUUUGUUCAACGUUUUGCAGCAGCUUCGUAUAUUUCGACUGUCAAAUCUCCGGAUUCAUGACAAUUUUAAUUGUAAUCUGUGCCAAGAAGUUGCAAAGGCGUGUGUUCGAGCUGGGGCUGUGGAUUACGGAAAGAAGGCAUUAUGUAGGCAUAAUGUAUAUGGUUUGACUCCUACCGUUGGUUCUGCCAACCAACUAUUGUCUUAUGCAAAGGCACAGAAAAACGUUAAGCUCAUGGUGGACUUAAUGAGUCACCUUAAAAGUAAUAAUUUACCAUUACAACCUGGAACAGCAGAUAUUGUUUUCAGCAUUUGUUAUGAUGCUAAUAAAUGGGAGCUUAUUUCCAAGUACUCCAGAAGGUUUGUCAAGGCUGGAGUCAAAUUGCGGAAAACUGCAUUUGACAUUUGGAUGGAAUUUGCGUCUAAGAGAGGUGAUGUUGAGUCUCUGUGGAAAAUUGAAAAGUCAAGAUCAGAUAUGUACAAGCAGCAUACUAUCAAAAGUGGGUUCUCCUGUGCUAAGGGAUUCUUGCUUGAGCAAAAGCCUGAUAGUGCUGCCUCUGUAAUUCAAGCUCUCAAUCAGAGUUUCCCUGAUUCUAAAAAGCAAGGUAUAAUUGAUGAACUUCAACAUCUGGUCAGUGAAUGGCCUGCCGAGGUCAUAAAGCAUCAGAAGCAGGACAAUCGAAAGGCUAUAAUUGAUUCUUUGAAGGCUGAUAUUCCUGCUAUGUUUAGCUCCCUCUCGAACAUGGGUGUGAAGUCAAGUGUCAACUUAGAUGACCUAAAUAUAGCAGAGCCCGUGUCAUGUUAACUCUAUUUUGACAACUGAAUCAGGAAAAGCAGAUAUGAUCAUCAACUAAGAUGUUGCAUGAGACAGAUUUCAAGGUACUGUUACUGGUACAGUAAUUAGCUCACAGCUGGAGUGUUCGGCAAGUGAGCCUUGUUUCUCAACAAGUCAGUAUGGCCGCUCUCACCGAUUUUGAAGCUAAACUAUUUGAAUCUGUGGACUAAUAUGCAACUUUGCUUUGUUGAUCAUAUGAUGAUCGAAAGGAUUUGAACUUAUGAACUAAUGGAAGAUGCGGGUAAACCAGAGUACUUCGUUUUCUUACCUCAAUAUUUUUUGGUAAGUCUGUAACUAGUAAGAUUUAUACCUCCUGAUUUAUACUGCCCUGUCUGGUAUACAUCUAAAGGAGUUUUGUUCUACUGUUCUACCUUGUGUGGCAGGUAAAAGUUUUGAAUGUCGUAUUUGAUAAAGGAAUAAGAAUAUUCAUUAGCUUUUCCUAUAUUUUUUCAUAGAAUCCCGAGGUUCAAUUUUAGUUAUACUAGACCCAACACCCUACUUGUAGCAGUAGGUGGUCUUUUUAGAUGUGUGUUCUAAUUAACAAGUUGUAUUGUUUUUUCAAAUAGUUUUUUUUUCCGGAUAUAACUUUUGGUUUAAAGAAUGUAAUCAGUUUUGAUUUUC
Molecule: messenger RNA, 1878 nt
Organism: Spinacia oleracea (spinach)
Lineage: Eukaryota; Viridiplantae; Streptophyta; Magnoliopsida; Caryophyllales; Amaranthaceae
Exons: 10
Coding region: 190-1227 (345 amino acids)
Molecular function (GO): protein binding
Source: RefSeq, a predicted model, not a curated record